ACACAACAUUCCCGUGACAGAAUCUUCCCCUUCACCUGCUUCUCUCAAGACAUCACCAAGAGGCUUCAUGAUGCAUUUAACCAGGAUUUCGUCCUGGUUGGUCCUCUUUGCAAACAAUCAACGAUAUGAUAUCGGCAUCUCAUCUGUCUCUUGGAUUCUUGAAUUCUGGAAUUCAAUUUCAUGUCACAGUCGGCCACAAUCAGUUCAAGGAGUGACAACACCCUCGUCGUUUCAAUACUCCCAAGCAUCCCCAAAGAAAGAGACAAUCAUGUGGUUGACAAGUGUGUUGGUUUUGACUUUGUCUUAUUCAAGCCUGGCUUCGGGAAAGAUUUCAGACGUUGCUCUUCGGCAAUCGGAUCGCGGAGGACGUGGGGAGCGGGGUUCGAGCCCCGCCCUCGAGCAUCAUCGUGGACGACCCGAGCCUCAAUCGACAAGAGGAGGAAAGGCACAACCUGAAGGCAGAACCAUUGGGGUGAUUGCAGAUUUUUUCCUCUCCGCCCAUUGCUUGCUCACUGAUUGCGAGAAGAGCUCCAAGCGAGCUGAGUAUUGUUGUUCACGCUCCCUCAAUCCAGAUUGUUGCUCAAGGUCAUCAAAUUCGAUCUAUGAUUACUACCACCAGCAUCAACAUUACCACAAUCCUGGAUAUCCUGCCAUCCCUGGAUCUUAUCCCGGAUCCUAUCCUCCUUAUCAGCAGCAAUACCCUCAGUACCCUCAAUAUCCACCAGGAUCCCCGCAGCUCCCUCCAAAGUACCCAUCUGCUCCAUAUCCAGGCUAUAACCCUUACAAUCCCAUAAGUCCAGUGUCGCCAACUUAUCCACAGGGGAUUCAAAAGCCUGGAUCCUGUCCCAGGAACUCCAGAUCGGAUUGGCAGUCGGACUACCACCAUCAAAGCACCUACAGUUCGAAAACAUCCAGCGUGGCCGGGAAUUACAUUCGGUCUUGUUCGUACGACUUUGAGUGUCCGAAUCAAGAGAAGUGCUGCCACACCGAGCUUCAUCGCGGCAUUUUCACCAUGAACUGUCAAUAUCCUAUACGAUCCUCUUACUAUUAUUGAGAAGUGGUCAUCUGUUCCGACAACAAACAUCAGGCCCAAUUGACCUGUAUUGUAUUGCACGCGUAGAUCCCAAGUUCCCUACUUACCUAUUUUGGUGAAUAAAUACCUGUCUGUCUCGUUCUGCUUUCUAAUUCCACAGAAUGUUGGUUGGGGGAAUUUCGGAACACGUUAGAAAGUGACCCCAAAGCAAGCUACACAGAGAGGCAAGAGUGGAACAAUGACCACUUUAGGCGUGAUUGACGGUUGGAUUGGUAGUCCCCGACAACAACACCGUGUCAAUCACUCGUAGGUAGCAUUGAAUAUUGAUAACCCAUAUCAUGUGGUGGGUGUGUAGAGCCAAAAUUGCUCCGAAGCCUUUGUGAACAUGUCCGAGUUCGAGUCGGAUCUGGACGAUAUCAACGAUGACGUGAUCGAGAUCUGCGUGGAAUCCUUGGUCGGCACCAUCUUCGAGAUGCGUUUGUCCAAAUACGAGACCAUCGGCAGCAUUAAGAGCCGCCUUCACCGCUUGGAAGGCAUUCCCAAGAGCCAAAUGCAUUUGUUGCACUUGGGGAAGGAACUGGAGGACGCCCCGUCCUUGUUCGAGUAUCACAUCGAGUCCGGAUCGACCUUGAAAUUGAUCUUGGCCCUUCGGGGAGGUCCGAUCAAUACGCGCCGAAUUCCGGUCCCCCAAUCCGCCAUGAGUCGCUCUGUUGAUCCCGAGAGGGUUCCCCGUGAUAUUAGGGACCUGAUGGCCAGGAACCGGGCCCAGCUUUUGGACAAGAUGCCCAAAAAUGGACAGGUCACUGUGCUGUUGUUCAGGGAGGGUGAUCAAGUGAACCUUUAUCAUGUGUUGGAAAAGGCCGAUGGGUCUUUUUCCCCGCUCUCUGAUUCCUGGUCUGGGAGUUCGGCUAAGAACCUCUUUGCUGAAGAUGAUCCAAAUCUGGACAAGGAGGCCCUGGAGGAGCGGCUGAAAAUGAACGCACUCACUAUGAAUAAGAUGACCGAUCUGAGACUACAACUUCAAAAUUUGAAUUUGAAAAAGGAAAAGGUGACGAGAACUUGUCUUUGGAUCGAUUCAUAUUAUUUUUUCAUCUUCAAAGCUACCAAGUUAAAUUCUACUCGCAUGAUGGAAAUCCUUGUCCUUUUCCUUUGGUCCUUUUGGUACCUUUUGAUAAGGCCAAAUCAAAUGACACUUUGGCCUUGCCCAAUUAAUAUGUCAAGGAAGAAGCGGCGAAAAACGGGAACACGAUCUGGUGCUUCCAAUUCAGCCUCAUCAAGGUUGAACAACAACGGCAACAACGGCAACAACAAUCAAUAUCCUCCCACAAAUGGCAAGGUUGCAGGGCACGCAAGUCCUCGCGGCUCCAUUACAGAGUCUCACUCUCAACAAAGGCGACGACCCCGCAGUACCACAAAACGAGGAGAACGUGGAAAAACUGCACGUAAGGACUCCGUGCAUGUUAGGCAACCACAAGAGAGUGUGCUCCAAGAGGGAAUGGAGGUUCACUACUCAGUUCCCCUUCCACCCAUCCACACAAGUAAUCAAAAAUCAGAUUUGAGGAUGGAUGACCUCGAUUUGUCCUCGACAACAACCAGCAUCCAACCAUUGCAGGGCUUUGGGACCAAGCCGAAUAAAUCCAUGAAUACCGCCACACACAACAAUAACAAGAACAACAACUACAACAACAACAACAACAGUAGCAGUAAUCAAAGUCAAAUUGUCCACCAAGCCCGUCAAAGGUCCCUGUCUCGGCAAUCCAGUCUUUCAACCACGCUCCCAAUGAUGCGAAACAACCCAAUGAGGACCGUCCCUGAAUGGCUCCAAAAGAACGAAUCCCAGUUGGGACUCAGUCAGCGAUCCAGCGCCCCUCUCCCGUCUGCAAUGGACGACAUAUUCAACCGUGAUAUUGAUGUGAUUGACUUGAAACUUGACCCUGAUGACCCCAAUGUGGAAAUCAUCCGCCGCCGGAAGACGCAAAAACUCAUUACUACCGACAUCAACAAGCUGACCAGCUUCGACCAAGUCAAAGGCAGCAUGGCUGCACGAUCCCGUCCCAAGAAAGGCUCAUCCGCGGCGUCCAUGUCUGGGGCGGAAGACAACAUUUUUGUACCUGAUGUGCCCAUGACCUCCACCCCUGAUUUCCUGGCAGGGUCCGGGUCCUCUUUGAAGAAGAGUUGGAGGAACUGGUCCGGACGAACGUCCUCGAAACUCUCCAAGCGGUCUACCUCUGGUCUAUCGGGCAAGAACGGACCUACCUUUGCCACAGGGCGCCCAGGCAGCUCUUCCGCCAAAGGGCGUAAGAGAAAGAAGACCCCACGGCCUCGCUGCAAUGAAGCCAAGUGUCGGAAGAAACUUAACAUUACCAAUGGGUUUUCUUGUUCCUGUCAGGGCUUGUUUUGCGCCAAGCAUCGCCAUCCAGAGCUUCAUGGCUGCAGCUUUGACUACAAAACGGAGGGCAGGAAGGUUUUGGAGCGAGAGAAUCCUAUUGUUGUCCUGCCGAAACUGCCCAAAAUCUAGCGUUUCCUAACACUGGGUGGGAUAAUACAGGGUGACUGAGAGAUAUCAUAUAUAAUACUUUAUUGCGUGUCGUAACAAGGGUUAAACAAAGAGUUGAACACAUGUUUUUCAAGAUAUGA
Molecule: messenger RNA, 3670 nt
Organism: Tigriopus californicus
Lineage: Eukaryota; Metazoa; Arthropoda; Copepoda; Harpacticoida; Harpacticidae
Exons: 8
Coding region: 1419-3551 (710 amino acids)
Molecular function (GO): zinc ion binding; protein binding
Source: RefSeq, a predicted model, not a curated record